AUGAACAAAGCAGAUAUAGAGCAAGCCCUUGGUGGGCUUCUGCCUACUCUAAAUGGCCCUCUUCCACCUGAGCUUGUCGACACAGCCCUUUCCCUGCUUGCCCGUUCGCGCAGCGUUGCCCACAGCUUAAAACCCGAUGAAGAGAUAGCACGGCCAUAUGCAUGCGCUCAAUUGGCAUGUGAAAGGUCCAAGAUACGGCUUAAUCUGCCCUCAAUAACAUCCCGCCCGCCAUGCCCUCCCCGCAUCUACAAGAAGCUCUUGACGUACCUCGAAACUGCACUCCCUGCAACGGCCUCUGCUAGUGUACCAGGGACACCUCGAAAGAAUACCUCAUAUAACCCUAACACCCCUUCACGAACUACUCCGAAGACCCCCACAGGUGCCCGGAAGACUCCACGAAGUACAAUCAAACAAAACGUAAACGCCAAAGAUACCCCAGAAUGGGUCAUGCCCCCAAUACGUGCCCUUGCGAAGUCUUUCGAUCAUCCCGCCGCGGUGCCCCAUAUCUAUACGGGCGUUGAGUCAACGAUGUCACUACUUGCGCUCAUGGCUGCAGCGUCAGUACCAGAUACUCCAAGUAAACGGCCGCGCCGGGCUGCCGCCUCUGCCCACGCGACGACUAAUUUAUCCGAGACACGCAUACUUGCACUCAUAGCAGUCAUAUCGUUUUAUGUCAUUUCUCGCAUACAAGACAAGGAUAUCACACCCGACCAGUAUGAAGAAUGGCGAUCUCGAGCAAUAUCCAUCCUACUCCAGACCAAGGCCGAUGCGAAUACUGGGGAAGAAGAGGUCGCCACUGAGAUUGAAGAGCUGAUGCCCCUGGCACAAGCAGAAGGCUGGUUACAGAUGGAAUGGUUUUUGAAUGUCAUGCCGACGGAGAGCGGACAGGAGAUGGAGGGCGUAGAGAUGACUGCUGACCACACAAACGGAACAAAACCCAAAAGUUGGAAGGAAAGCUUCGGUAGUGAAAACAUUGGGUUGGGUACCAUGAUGCAAGACGCCACUGACUAUCUGAGUGAGCGCAAAAGAGAAGACUACAGGAGAUGGAAGGCCGGCAUCAUCGCGAUGGUCGAGGAAAUAGAAGCUUCCUAA
Messenger RNA from Aaosphaeria arxii CBS 175.79, 1092 nucleotides. RefSeq lists its product as uncharacterized. Gene Ontology annotation, biological process: DNA replication. The coding region runs from base 1 to 1092 and encodes 363 amino acids. Gene Ontology annotation, molecular function: DNA binding. The record is from RefSeq and is a predicted model, not a curated record. The transcript has 2 exons. NCBI's taxonomy places the organism in Eukaryota, Fungi, Ascomycota, Dothideomycetes, Pleosporales. Gene Ontology annotation, cellular component: nuclear origin of replication recognition complex.